UCGCGUCAUGUGAUACCCAAGCGUCACCGAAGUCCUUUGUUGAUGGUGAUUCACAAAAUCUCACACAAGACAUUGUCUGGGUAAAUUGCUACAACAAAAUCAUUUCUUUUCGCCUUUGUGGGAUUGUGUUGUGGAAGGAUGCAGAGAUAUUCUCGGAGGGACAUUUUAAACCGGCUGUUUGCCGCUGAGAUAAAAUAGAGGCAGACGCGUCAAAGGUAAAUGCGACAGUCAAAACAGCUCUUUAUCGCACACCCUAUCCCAUACAACGGCCAGUCGAGUGAUCAAUAGAGUAAAGCCAACAUUUCGUUUGUGCAAUUUGUGAGCUAAAGUCCGAUAUAAUGCCGUUUUUUUAUAUGGCUAUGCUGGGAGAUAAUCCCCUUUCUGCAAAGGAGAUUAAACCUUUUUUUAGCCGUGGGUGAAACAGUUUGCCAACAACAACGCGUUUUGUUCUCCGUCUACCAAUUCACAUCUGGUGGAUACGUUGAUGUAUUUCUGCCAUUUGAAUGAAAAAAGGCAUAUGUGAUUUGGAGAAAAGACGGUGUCCACUCUACACAGCAUUGUAAGCAUCAUGUCCAUAGGAUAUCCCCUCUCAUCUCACGGACCCUCAGCAGGCCGUUUUUUCUCUCUCCUCUGCCUUUUGGCCGUCUCUACACUGCCUGGAGCACAAGCCUCUUACCCUGAGAGCAGCGAAUGUAUCUUAGGAAAAGGCAAGGACUGCUUGGAUUUGUCUGAGAAGAAAAGUGACCUGAGAGUGUGUGACACUGCAACUUGUCGUUACGGGGGGACAUGUCAAGAGAAUGGGGCUGACCUGAAAUGUGUCUGCCAGUUCCAUGUAAGUAACGCAGUGGAAUCUAACUUUUUUGAAAAUCUCUCCUUUUCUACAGAUGAUGAAGGAUCAGGCACAGGCAGAGGAAAAAAGCCCACAAAAUGCGUCAACUGCAAGUUUGGAGCAGAAUGCGAUGUGGACUCUGAGGAUAUAUUGUGUAUGUGCAACAUUGACUGCAGUGGCCAUAAUGACAACCCGGUGUGUGGAACAAACGGGAAAUCUUACAUUACCCCCUGUCACGUAAGAGAGGCUUCGUGCUUGAAGCAGGUGAAGAUUGACGUGAAGCAUCUCGGGAGUUGUCCAGAAAAAGGGAAGAAGAAAAAUGAAGACGAUGGUAGCAACAGCAAGACGGAUCUUUUUGACACGGCAGACAUAGGGGAGGACAGAGCUUAUGGAGGGAUCCCCACCCUCUGCACAAAGGACUACGCCAACUUCUGUGAACACGGCCAAUGUGAAAUUAAGUAUAGCAUCCCCACCUGCCGGUGUGACUCGGGCUACACUGGCCAGCAGUGUGAUGAAAUCCAAGACUUCAACAUCCUGUACGUGGUGCCCAGUGGACAGAAACUCCACUAUGUUCUCAUAGCAGCCGUCAUCGGAGCCGUACAGAUCGCCAUCAUUGUCGCUGUUGUCAUGUGUUUCACAAGGAGGUGUCCCAAAACCCAGAGGGGACGAAGACAACAGCAACACCUUGGACACUUUCCCUCUGGGACUUCAUCCAGGAUGAUGUAGCAGUUUUUUGUGUGCAUUUUUGCACCAUAUGGAUAACAUUUUUUGAUAUCUGUUGUUUUGUCUCCUUUAUUUUGAAUGGAUGUUGAUUUAUUUAUUUUCUCUAAUGGGGCCUUAGUUUUCUCUCCCUUCUGGACAUAUGCAGUUCUUGCUGCUUUUUUUCAGACUGCUGCAUUAUUUAUUUUUUCCUACGGGCAGAAAAUGGACAGCCAUUCUCCUCUGAUCGUCCAUUGUUUGCAAGGUGGUAUUGGUAUCUUUAGGCACACAAACCUUGGAUACCUAGGGUCUGGACUCAUGCUAUUUAUCAGCGUCUCUGACUUUCUCUCAGUACCUUUUUUUUAAAAUGAAAUACAACUAUAUACCAAAUGCAGUUUUCUAUAAAGGAGGUAAAAGCUGAUGUGUACAGUUUGUUUUGGUUACUUUUCAAAAUACCAUUCCGGGGAUGGAACAAUUUUUUUGACUAGGUACGAAUUUAAAUGUUUUUAUAUAUCAUUUUUAUUUAAUUUUUUAUGUUCUAAUGUUGUUUGUAUUAUUGCUAAUGAAAUAGUUGCAUAUAGCAUGAGCUGUGAAUGUGUUUAGUGAUGUAGUUUUAGUAAUAUUAAAUGAUCUGUGUUUCAAACACUCGUGUUGCCUUCAUAUUAUUAUGACUAGAUCAAUGACGGAGCCUAAAUCAUUUUCAGAAAAUAAUUUAUCACAAUGUUAAAAUUGUUAUGGAAGAGAAGGCGUAUUGUAAAAAUAAAUGCACUGAUUUUAAUGCAGUUCUUGAUUUACUUUGUUAAAUAAAAAAAUCUAUAACAUUUGGAAUGUGGAAAAAUCACAUGGUUGGGAAAGACUCUGAGCCCUAGUUAUAAAACUGCAUGUACAAUGUCUAUCAGAAAGUAUUCACAUCCCUUGACUUGUUGCACAUUUUGUUGUGUUACAUCCUGAAUUUAAAAUGGAUUCAAAUUGAGAUUAUUUGUCACGGGCCGACACACAAUAUCCCAGUAAUGUCAAAGUGGGAUUAUGUUUUUAGACAUUUUUAC
This is a messenger RNA of Oncorhynchus keta (chum salmon), 2574 nucleotides long. RefSeq names its product tomoregulin-1-like. The coding region runs from base 569 to 1555 and encodes 328 amino acids. Gene Ontology annotation, molecular function: protein binding. NCBI's taxonomy places the organism in Eukaryota, Metazoa, Chordata, Actinopteri, Salmoniformes, Salmonidae. The transcript is spliced from 8 exons. The record is from RefSeq and is a predicted model, not a curated record.